AUGAAUAAAGAAAAUAAUAAUACUACUCUUACUUAGAAUUAAAAUGGUAGAAAAACCAUGAAAAUAAAUUCAAAUGAGAUGGACUAAUUUGUUGAUUCAAGAAUUGUUCAAUUAUAAAAAUAAUUAUUAGAAAAAGACUUAGAAAUUGAAAAUUUAUCUAAACUCAAUCAAGAUCCAAAAAAUUAGAAUUCAAAUAAGUAUCGAUUAAUGGAAAUAAAACAAUAAACUCUAUAAACUGAAAACUAAUAAUUGAAAACACAAUUAUAAUAAUAUGAAUCCUUAAAUAAAACACAAUAAAGAAAAUGUGAAUAAUAUUAAAUAUAGAUUGAAUAAUUAUCAUCUGUAUUUGAAGAAACUUAAAAACAAUUAGAAUAAGAAAGAUAAGAGAAAUACAAUAUAUAAUUUUAAUAAUCAUCAAAUCAUAUGGAUGUUCAAUAAGAGAAGAUAUUAAUUAAAACUUAAUUAGACAAUCUUAGAAAAGAGAAAAGUUAAUUAAUCUUAAAAGUAAAAGAAUUAGAAAAUUCUUUAUAAUUGCAUGAAUAAAAUACUAAUUCAAAUUGUUCAGAACUCUCUUCAUUGAAAUAAUAAUUAUAAUAGUAAAUUUAAAAAACAUCUGAAUAUUUAGAAAAAACUCAAGCUUUAGAGAUCAAAAAUACUUUAUUGGAAGCAUAAACAAAAUCAAAUCAUUCUUAAAAUGAUGAAUUGAGAAAUUUAAGAUCAUAAGUUAUUUAAUUAUAAAAAGAUAAGAAUUCUUUACUUGAAAUAUAAUAAGAAUUAGAAACUAAAUUAAGAUUAUAAACUGAACAUGUUUUAAAAUUAUAAAAUUUAUUAAAUGACAAAACGAAAUAAUUGAAUAAAUAUUAAGAAAAAUUAAAUUAAAUUGAAUCAAUAGAAGAAGAUAAUUCAAUAUUAUAAUAAGAUUUAGAAAAGAUAACAAAUUCAUUAGAAGAAAUAUAAUUAGAAAAUUAAAGAAUUGUAAGAUUUUAAUAAUAAAAAAUUGAUUCAUUAAAAAAAGAACUAUAAUAAACAGAAUAUAUAAGAGAAGACAAUAAUAAAAAAUAAGAAGAAAUUGCAUAAUUAAAAUAUUAAAUAGAAAAGAAAAAAGGAGAACAAGAAAAAGACAAAGAAUAAUUAUAAGAAGUAAUAUUUUUAUUUUUUAUACAAUUUAGUUAUCAUUAUUAAAAGAAGCUUAAAAAUAAUGGGUAUUAGAAAAAGAUAAUUACUAAAAGAAAAUUAGUUUAUUAACUGAUGAACUUGAUAAAAUUGCUAAAUAAUAAUAUGAUUAAUUGAGAAUUUAAGUAGAAACAUAAAUUUAAAUGAAAUUUUCAACAGAAAAAGUAUAAUUAGAAAAUCAUAUAUGGUAAUUAAGUUCAUAAAUUAAUGACUUAUAAGCAUAAAUAGAAUAAUACACUACCAAAUUUAGUUAAUUAAAUAUAGAAAAUGAUUAAUUAAGGGAAUAACUUAAUGAAAAACAAAUUACUUAAAAAACUGUCAUUGUUUUAGAAGGUUAGCUUAGAAAUACAUGUACUGAACUUGAAAAAUUAAAAAAUAUGUUUACAUAAAGAAAUUAAGAAUUGGAUUUAGCUAGAAAUAAGAUAUUAGCUUUAGAAGGUUGUGCAGGUUAUGCAUAAGAAUUAGAAAAGAAAGUACAAACUUUAAUGUAAGACAAUCAGAGAUUAAAUUCAAUUAUUAUGGACAGAUGCAAAAAUAAUUGGUGA
Paramecium pentaurelia is the source of this 1718-nucleotide messenger RNA. Lineage: Eukaryota; Ciliophora; Oligohymenophorea; Peniculida; Parameciidae. The record is from the annotation of a GenBank genome assembly.